AUGGUGCGCCGGCACGCUUCCUUUCCGGCCGCCCCGCUCGCUCUCAGGUGCCGGGCGGGUAACGGUCCCACCUGCAGCUGCCUCCAGCCGGCCCGAAAACCCUCCAGGAACCCGCUCUCCCCCUCCGCGCGCUUAAACUACUGCCGGCCGACUCCUCGCGCCUCGCCCCACGGCCCGCCCCGCCCUCUGGCCCUACCCCGCCCCGCCCCUCGCGGAGCUCGCCGGCCUCCCGGAGCGCCGGUACCUCACGAGCGCCCUCUGCAGCCGAGAAAGAGAAGGUGCAGCCUGGGGGCCGCCCUGGCCUCCGGGCGAAGAGAAACCGCACCACCCUUGCCGGCCGGAGGGCCCACAGCCUCAGUCAGUUGUCACACACCUGUUGAGAACCCGAGUGUUCCAAGACCUGAUCCCUCCUCAAUGAAAGGCAAUCGAGUUGCCAGCUGGAGCUUUACUUUGGGCAGGCCAACCAGCAGCUACAAAGGCUUCCACAGAUUUAUUCACCAGCUCCCAGAACUGGGAUUCUGUGCAAGGCUGUAAUAGAAUCUGGGACUCUGUCAAGCAAGAUUUGCCUCCUUUCAGCUGACUUUGACAUCAGCAUUUCUUUUUGGAAUUUUACACUUUUAUGAAAUACUGAGCCUGUAAUGCUUUGUAGGACACAUUUAGAGCCAUGGCCCUGGGGCAGUGGGAGGGGGAACAGGAAAAAGGAAAAGUUAGUUGAAAAUCCAUUUAUGCCCAAGAUAUCUAUCUCUGUAUAUUUUCUAGGAUAACUUGUUCUUUCUGUGUAUUGAUGGAAUAUACAUCAAGUAAUCUAAUUAAUAUGUUAAUUAGAUAUUUGCCUAAAUUGUAGAGCUCCUCAGGAGCAGGUUCUAUCUUUUGAACAUCUUCCUCCCUUGCCAAUGCCUAACAAAUAAAAUAAGUACUAAAAAAA
Suricata suricatta (meerkat) is the source of this 925-nucleotide messenger RNA. Its product is annotated as basic proline-rich protein-like. Lineage: Eukaryota; Metazoa; Chordata; Mammalia; Carnivora; Herpestidae. The transcript has 3 exons. Bases 1 to 534 code for a protein of 177 amino acids. The record is from RefSeq and is a predicted model, not a curated record.